This is a messenger RNA of Nerophis ophidion (straightnose pipefish), 11892 nucleotides long. Its product is annotated as GRIP and coiled-coil domain-containing protein 2. Gene Ontology annotation, biological process: late endosome to Golgi transport. NCBI's taxonomy places the organism in Eukaryota, Metazoa, Chordata, Actinopteri, Syngnathiformes, Syngnathidae. The record is from RefSeq and is a predicted model, not a curated record. The transcript is spliced from 24 exons. Gene Ontology annotation, cellular component: Golgi apparatus.
CGUGCUGACGUCACGUAUGCGGAAGUAAUCGGCUAACCAUGUAGCAUUACCCAAAAGCAAAAUAGAGACAAUAAAUCUGCCAACAAUUCGACUUUAUUGCAUUAUUACAUAUUUAAUUCGACCCAGUGGCUCUUUGUCGAUCUCUUUUUUGCCAGCACGAGGAUUUAGAGGCUCCCAAACAAUUAAAAUGGAGGAUCCUGCUAACACAGGAGCGGAGUCUGUGGCUUCACCACCAGCUGGUGCGCCCAAAUCAAAGCUGGAUGCUCUGUCCAAAGAGGAUCUCAUCAAGUUUACCAAAAAGCAAAUGGCUGCUUUCCAAAAGAUGAAGAGCAGAUGUGCAGAUUUGGAGAAGGAAGUGGAGACGUUCAAAGAGCCUUGCAAAAACCCUAACUGCAGUUCAGAUGACUCCUCGUUGAUAGAGGAGCUGACAGAGAGGAUGGAUGCAUUAUUGUUGGAGAAGGCAGAAACACAGCAAAGACUUGCGUUGUCUCAAAAAGAACUGGAGAGGAUCAAACAAUUAGCCAAGGAUGAUGUCGCAGAACUCGGCCAUGUGAUCGAAGACCACCAACGGACCAUCGACGCCCUAAAGAUCAGCGUUAAGGAAUCCGACAGUCGGCGGCAAGAAGAAGUGGUACAUUUCCAGAAAUUGCUGAAAGAGCGAGAAGACCGUGACAGGGAGAGAGACAGUGAAUUAGAGAAACAGCACCUUUUUGAGGAAGCCGGCGUCAGUGGUGUAAACGAAAGUUCCCUAAAAGUUCAGCUUCAAACUCUUCAAGCUGAACUCGAAGCCAUCCAAGAGAGAAGCUCGAAGGAGAUCGCCGCGCUGCAAGAGAGUCACCAGUCCGAGCUGACUGAAGCCCAGCAGGAGGUGGAGAACCUGAAGGAAGAGUUGGCCCAGAGGAGCAUCCAGCACGAGGUGGAACUCAGGGCUCUCGAGGAGGAAUGUGAGGUGGAGAAGGAGCGUCUUCUGCUGCUCCAGGAGGAGCUGACUGAGCAGCUGGCUCUCAAAGAGAGCUAUCUGCAGGAUGUCCAAGAAGAAGACGAGGAGCCUGGUCGUAGUUCAGGGAUCGCUAAGAUGCUAGUGCUGUCUGCAUGCAGUCAAGGCGACUCCGGUGGUGUUGAUAGCGAGGCCGCGGAGGGCGGACCACUGAGGGCGGCCAUGGAGGACCUUCACGCUCAGAACACCAUGUUACAAGAUGAACUCACCCUGCUCAGUAAUGUGAAGACCGAGCUCGAGUUGGAGCUGGAGAAAGUCAAAGAGGAGUUCCAGGUGGAAAGGGAAGAGAUGGAUUUUAAGAUCAAUGAGUUGCAGUUGAAUCGAGACAUUGACCCAACCACCCCCAACCUCAUAAACGUUGACUCUGAAAGGACCGUAUCAUGUGAAUCCAAAGAGUCACCGGUCAUGCCAGUCCAAGACCAAAACCAACAGAAUCAAGAUGUGCAAGAGAACCUUAAGUCCCAGUGUGAAGCAUUGACCAGAGAGAGGGACUCUGCCCUGGCUGACUUCUACCACAUGAGGGACGUACUGCAAAAGUUUGAGACAGAGCUGGCUCAGAAGACCAACGACUUUGUUCUACAGUACAAAGCCAUGAAGGAGCAGGGAGCCAACUCGUUACAGAACCUUCAAGACAAGAUAGAGCAACUCAGCCACGAGAAAGAAGAGUUGUCAGCCAAAUUUGAAAGGGUUACAGAGGAGAAGACUAUUCUUAUGGAGACUGUGCAGGACCUAAAAAUGAAGUUCGAGGGUGACUCGGCCGACGAGCAAAAGUCCACAGCAGAGAAACAAACUUUAGCACUUGAAACUGUGGAGAAGCUCACCGAGCAGAAUGAGGAGAUCCUCUCCCAACUACAAGUGAAAGAGACCGUGACUGAAGAACUGGGUGAGCUGGUGAAUACACUGACUGAAGAGCGAGAUAGAAUCCAGACCUUGCUUCAACUUCGAGAGGAGGAAAUGCAGGAGCUGAAAAGUGAAAAGGGCAAAGAAAUCGAGUGUCUGCAGGAGGAGAAGGAGGCGGCACAACUGCUGAGAGAAGAGAUCGAAAGGGAGUUGAAAGUCUUGAAAGCAGAGAAGGAGAAUGAAAUGCAAGUUUUGAAAGAGGAGAGGGACAAGACCGAGGCCAGCCUGAAAGAAGAAGUGGGCAGACUACAACAGGCUAUGUCCUCUUUGGAGCUGAGUCUCCAAGACAUAUCUGCAGACAAUACCUGCCUACAUCAAAAACUGGAGGAGACGUUAGCCACGCUUUCCCAAAGCCAGGAGGAGCGGGAACUUGUGGGUUCCAAGCUGGCAGCUGCAGAGGAGCAACUAGAGCAGGAGUCAUCCCGGAAAAAGGAUCUUGAAACAAUGUUGAAUUCUCUAAGAGAAAAUGAAGCUAAGCUCGUUCACAAUACAACGACAGAACUGGAGACCCAGUCGGCAGCUUUUAAAAACACCAAGAAAGAAUUGGAAGACCUCCAAAUAUGCUUCAAAGAGCUGGAAUUGGAGAGAAACCUGUUGAGGACUAGUCUUGAAGAGGCUCAAAGGGAACAACGAUCGGAGGAAGCCAUGCCAAGCGAACUUCACACUCUGGAGCAAGAGAGGAACAUGCUGAGAGUCAAUCUGCAGGAGGCGCAAAGAGACACUGAAGGGCUACAGAAAGACCUGAACGACAUGAGGUUGCUCAGUGAGAAGAUGUGCACCGAGAAUCAAACGUUGCAAGCCCAAAUCCAUCUGAUGUCCCAAAGCGGAGAAGAAAAUGAGAAGGCUGACAUUGAGAGUAUGGAGAGAGAAAGUAGAGAAUUUAAAGAGCAGCUGACGGAGAAGGACUCACUCAUAUCUCAGUUGAAGGCUGAAAUGGCUGCUCUGCAGGAUUCUGCCAAGUCAGCGUUGUCUGUGGACAAUAAAGUUGUGGAAAUCACACAUAAACUAGCUGAAAUGGAGCAGAACAACAAAGAAAAGGAUGAGAAAAUCAACAAAAUCAAAGCUGUGGCUGUCAAAGCAAAGAAGGAGCUAAGCAGCAAUAAACAAGAGGUUGUGACCCUCAGGGACGAGGUCGCGUCUCUAAAAGCAGAGCGGGACAAAGUGAACAGUUCAAUGAAGGACAUCAUUCACUGCGCUGAAGGCUACAAGGUACUCUUAACCUCAGAGCUAGAUUACGACAAGCGGAGAGGAGAGAAGGUGGAGGCGGCAGAGAGACAGUUAGUGAGGGGGAGAAAAAGGUUGAGGGCAGUGCUGUCACACUGAGUGCAGUUGCUCAGCAGAGAGAAGGAGGACUUGCUGGCUGCCAUGGAGACCUCCAGGAGCUCAAUGGUGCAGAUAGAAACCCAGAACCAGGAGCUGCAAAAACACUCCGCCAGUCUGGACAGAGAUCUUGUGGCUGAGAGAGCAAUGAAGGAACAGAAGAUGAAGGACCUUUCAUCGGCCGUGAAAGAAGUGGAGGAGCUGACAGGCCAGCUCAGCAAGCAGCAGCAGCAAUUGCAGCGCACUGCCCAGGAGCUGGAGCAUCUACGCAAGGAGGCGCAGCAGAACUCUCUGCUAGACAUGGAGAUGGCCGACUAUGAACGUCUGGUCAAAGACCUCAACGCCAAGCUCUCAGAGAAAGACCAGUGUUCCGAGGACUUGAAGGCUCAAAUAAGCAGACUAACCGAAAAGAAGGAAAGUCUUCAACAAGAAAUUGAAACUUUAAAGUCCCAGUUGGACCAAGCAGAGGAGAAGACCGCCAAGAUUAAACAGUUGCUGGUGAAAACCAAGAAAGAUCUGUCUGAUGCCAAGAAGCAGGAGAGCUCCCUAACGCUGCUGCAGGCCUCAUUAAAAGGAGAACUCGAAGCAAGCCAGCAGCAAUUAGAAAGCUCCAAAAUCGAGGUGUGUGACUUGACGGCAGAGCGUCAUCGUCUGCAGGAGCAGCUCAGGUCUGCGCUGGAGCAGCACCAAAGAGCCAGCAGCUGCCUCCAGCAACAAAUAAACAGUCUGCAGCAGGAGAGGGACAUGGCAAAGGCAGAACUGGUGACAAUGACUGAAGAGUUUGAGGGCUAUAAGGUGAGAGUGCACAAUGUACUGAAGCAGCAGAAGAGCAAGCUCAACGGGCAGAACGAAAGCAACGCCAGCAGGCUAGAAGGAGAGUUGACGUCUCAGGUGGACCAGCUGAGGUCCAGGCUGGCAGAGAACCAGAAGUCUCUCCAAAGCAGCACAGCAGAGCUGCAGCAGCUCCAGAAUGAACAUGACACCCUGUUGGAACGACAUAACCAAAUCCUGCAGGAAAAUGUCAGCAAGGAGGCGGAGCUGCGGGAGAGACUGUUGUCGGUGCAGUCGGAGAACGUGGAUCUGCGGUCGGAGUUGGCUCAGGCUCAGACUAACUCGUCGUCCCACAUGGAGGCCCAGCGACAGACCCACAGGGAGCAGCUGAAGAAGCUGCAGGAGGACCACCGUGCCACGGUGGAGACGCUUCAGCGUCAACUGACCCGUGUUGAGGAGCAACUCUUCAACCUGCAAAGUCAGAACAGUUCCAUGGUGGUCCAGUCUAGCCGGAAGUCUCUGGAGGCCCAGCGCCGAAGUACAGACCCGAAUAAUCCAGGGCUGGUACCGCUGGUCAUGAGCGACCUCCAGUCCAUGGCCAGGGAGGAAGGCGAGGGCAUGGAGACCACGGAGAAUGAAAACACCUCGCCUGCACUUUUACCUUCUCUGGAGCACCUCCUCACAUUGCCAGACCUAAAACAAGAGCCCUUUGAGUGGACUGUGGAGCCCACCAAGGACGAGCUGAGCCACAAGCUGAACACGGCCACACGAAGUCUGGACCACAUGAACGGCCUCCUGCAUGAAACCGAGGCCACCAACGCAGUUCUCAUGGAGCAGAUCAAUCUGUUGAAAAGUGAAGUGCGGCGUUUGGAGCGGAACCAGGAGCGGGAGAAGAGCGUGGCCAACCUGGAGUAUCUCAAGAACGUCCUGCUGCAGUUCAUCUUCCUGCGAUCGGGCAGCGAGAGGCAGGCGCUGCUUCCUGUCAUCCACACCAUGCUGCAGCUCAGUCCUGAUGAGAAGAGCAAACUGGCUGCCAUUGCACAAGGUGAGGAGGAGGCGUCGGGGACUCAGGGCUCCGGCUGGUCCUCUUAUCUCCACAGCUGGUCUGGGAUCAGAUAGAUCACCACAAGACCGGUCAACAGGUUUGCUUUGGUAGAAACCUCCACUGGUAUUCGGAAACAGGGACAAAUGGCGUGAAGUCAGGAUCUAAAAGAAGGGACCAAGGAAUGUAUGAUGGCAAAUGUGAUGGAGAAAGGGAAAAUCUUUGCAUUUUGAAUUCUUAGUGAAAAAUCUAAAUAUAAUUUACUUCAUAUUGAAUGUAAUUCAUCUUUAAAAGGGAACUGCAUUUUUUUUUCUACCAGUCACAACCUAUGUGGUACAAAAACACAUGUGUUUGUUUAUGCAUUCUAACUCAUAAAUAAAUGCUAGCAAAAGUCAGCUAGGGUUCACUCUAUCCCGCAUAUAAAGUGCUCUAAAAACAUUUAUAUAACAACACUACGAAUCAUGGGAGACAACAAAGACCACUUUGGGACAAAUGAUGAUCCAGAAACUUGUAUUUUUGAGCCUGAAUAUAAGGAGGAUGAUCCAUAGAUUUUAGAAGAUGUGUGCUAAACAGAUGAAACACUAAGCACCAUGUAGCAGUAUUGCUAAGAGCUAAACAAUAUAUAAACUAGCAACAUAAUAAAACAAUCACUUACUGUACAAUAUCUGCUCUCACUGGGAUGGAGACCGAUGGGAUGUUUAUAUCUUCCCAUUUAUAAAACAAGCGUCUUUUCGUGUCUUUAACCUCUUAAAGCCAAGCUGUUUGUUUACAUGCUUUUUUAAUUUCUAUUUGAUAUUUGGGCUUAUUGGACCCUAAUUAGGAUAAAAACUGAUAAUCAUCUUUUGAUAUGAUGUACUUAGUCCAUAAGUGUUUGUGUACUUCAUGUUUAGUGACAUGCUAAUUCUUAUUUUUUAAAUUUUUUUCCCAAAAUCCAUUGUAUGUUAUAUUCUUCUGACACCAGCAGAAUGCAGUAUAAGUGUCCACAUAAGCAACCAUAAGACCCCAAUUCAGUAGUGUACACAAUUUUGGAAAUAAGAGCUAAAAGGUGCUGUCCAUGCAUGUGGCCACUAAGCCUUUAGAGGUUUUAGUGCCAUCUCCGGGUCUAAGUUGGAUGUCAAAGUCCACCAACUUGGGGGUUUAUGUCCACAACCUUCUACUAUCCAGGUGAGAGGCACGAUUAAUCAUCUAGAAUUAACUUUCACCAACUCAGAGGCGAUGCGGCGGCUCAACCUGUCUAGUUAACUCUCUGUGAUCACGGCUAAAAAAUAGUUUGUCUGCGUUAGCACUUAUAAUAACAAUUACGCUGAUAGUUGGUUAAUAUUCAGGUCACAAGAUGUAAAUAGAGUAUAGUUGGCGGUUUAUAGUCAGAAUAGACUACUUCCAUUACCUGCUUUGUUAGCUACCUGGUACUUGCUCUAUUUUACGAUUUAGAAGGCAUGAGAAAAAGAAAACCAUGUGUGUUCUUGUCUUACAUAAGGAUUGUGAAUGGUCAGCAGAAUGUUUAAAACCAUGCAGUUCCCCUUUAAGAUGGAGCUGAGGAGCUGGAAAAAAAUGCGAGGAGUGUUUCUCAACCCUCGCUUUGCUCCUCUGCUUUUCCAGUCAUUAAAUUGCUGAGUUUGUCUCAUCACUCCCAGCAAGUAAACAUCUAUUUCCUAUUUGCCGGGUGUUUGAAAACGGGACUUCGAGGGACGCGGCAUUACAUAAUCUUAGUGUACAUUUUAUAUUCAAUUUCCAGAUCAAUGCAAAUUGGGGCGUACAACAGUGUAGACUUGAAAGAGGCCAUAUUAUGCAGAACUACUUUUCAUUUCUUGUUUUUGUGUAUUUGGGAUCUGCGUAAGUAGCGAAAAUGUGAAAUCAAGCCAUGGAGGCAUUGCAGAGAUAUUUAGAAAACAAUGUUGAUUUUCUUCCUACUUCCUACACACCAGACCUUUGACAUUUGUCCAAUUUGUGACAGGUUUGGCAAUUAGCGGUGUAUCCAUAAAUGGAUAACCCAUUGUCGUCAAUAAUCUUCUUUUUCUGUCCUCUUGUUGUGGAGCUGCCGCUGUGGUAGCGUACAGUUCUAACUUAUAUCGGUCAGUAGGCACGCUAUGGACGUGCUAAAAUUCAAAUUAAAAGUUAAAGUCCCAAUGAUUGUCACACACACACACACACACACACACACACACACACUAGGUGUGGCGAAACUAUUCUCUGCAUUUGACCCAUCCCCCUUGAUCACCCCCUGGAAGGUGAGGUGAGGGUGAUAAACACACCUUGUGUGGUGUUCGGGUCUGUGGCACCCGUUUUUCAUUUUUUAUUAAAAGAAAAAUCAUACAAUUAAUGAAAUUUUCAAACUGAGCCUCAAUGAUUUUGGCUCAUUUUCUGUGAAGAACAUAUAUCAGAAUACAUAUUUCAUGAGCACACACUAUACACCCAAAAUCCCCCCCCCCCGCCCCCAGAUGUCAGGGUCCACUGGACCCAGGGCUAAUAGAAGUGUGGAAAUUGAUGUUCUGUGUACCACACACACACACAAACACACACACACACGAGGAGGACAGAGUGUAGGUACACAGAACAUCAGAGGGUCAAAUGUGCGAGAAAAUGAGAGCAAACAGCGUUAACAUACACCCUCCCCUACACAUUUCUGUUACAUAUAAGAUGACCCGGGGCUAAAAGAAGUGUGGAAAUUGAUGUUCUGUGUACCACAAACACACACACACACACACACACACUCACACACACACACAGCAGGCCUAGACUGGAGGAGGACAGAGUGUAGGUACACAGAACAUCAAAGGGUCAAAUGUGCGAGAAAAUUAGAACAGACAAUGUUGACAUACACCCUCCCUGCACAUUUCUAUUACAUAUAAGAUGACCCGGGGCUAAUAGUAGUGUGGAAAUUGAUAAUCUGUGUACCACACACACACAGCAGGCUUAGACUGGAGGAGGACAGAGUGUAAGUACACAGAACAUCAGAGGGUCAAAUGUGCGAGAAAAUGAGAGCAGACAGUGUUAACAUACACCCCCCCCCCCCCCCCCCCCCCUAAACAUUUCUGUUACAUAUAAGAUGACCCGGGGCUAAAAGAAGUGUGGAAAUUGAUGUUCUGUGUAACACACACAAACACACUGCAGGCCUAUACUGGAGGAGGAUAGAGUGUAGGUACACAGAAAAUCAGAGGGUCAAAUGUGCGAGAAAAUGAGAGCAGACAGUGUUGACAUACACCCCCCCCCCCCCCCCCUACACAUUUCUAUUACAUAUAAGGUGACCCCAGGCUAAUAGAAAUGUGGAAAGUGAUGUCCUGUGUACCACACACACGAGGAGGACAGAGUGUAGGUACACAGAACAUCAGAGGGUCAAAUGUGCGAGAAAAUGAGAGCAGACAGUAUUGACAAACAAUGUUGCAACCUUGUGUGGGAACCGCAGGUGCAUAAAGACAAAAGAAGAAUCCCUGUGGGAUGCACAAACUGGCAGAGAAAUUUUCUGUGCAACGUUCAUAUUGUUUUUACUCAGCCAGCGUUUGUGGGUCUGAUGGACCCAUCGCAUUUUGUGGAUUUUAAUGCCUCGCCAUCAAACACUUUUAUGUUGAAAUACUGAACAGGUGUUUAAACAUCUGUUCAGUAUUUCAACAUAAAAGUGUUUGAUGGUGAGGCAUUGAAAGCCACAAAAUGCAACGGGUCGGUCCAUCAGACCCACAACCGCUGGCUGAGUAACAACAAUAUGAACAUCACAGAAGGGUUAUUAAUCCCCAAUUCCGACCCUUGAUGCAGAGUGCCAAACAGGAAAGUAAUGGGUCCCAUUUUUUUAUACAACAAAGAGAAAGACGCUGUCGAAGUGGAGGCACGUAAAUAAGACCCGCCCACAAAACGUCAAAAAAGCGUCUUAAAACGGUCAGUAAAACAUCAUCUAUGCAACAUUUGGACCAAAUAAUUGCUAUGGAAAUCUUUUACUUGUUAAAAAAUAAAUCAUAAUAUAACCUCUUAAACAUUCUGUAUAUUUUUAAAAACAGUCUACUUUCUGUUUUAUUUAUUUAGAUUCAGUUCAGGGUUUUGAAUCCGUCCAUUAUUAAAUUAAGGAUAAAUCCAACGGCUUAUGUAUGUUUAUUUAAAUCAAUCAAAAUAUCUCCAGAGUCAAGUAUUUAAAUGAAUUCAAGCGGAACUUCAUCAUUAACAACAGAAAUAGUUUUAAUAAUCGACUUCCAGACGUGUUUUUUACACAAUGUCCUGUUUUGCCGAUUGUUUUCUGCUGUGAUGCUUGAUUAAGUUGUCAUUUAAUGACUGUGUGAACAUUAUGAAAGUUUAUUAUCCAGUAUUUUAAAGAUUUUAUGGUCACUUUUUUUCUUUAGGGGCAGCUUUUUGUGAUUCUUUCAGCAUUAUUUAUUAUAUAAAUGUUCCAUGACAGGAAAACUAUCAAGCAGUGUGUAUAAAAAAAUGAUUGGGCAUUGAUGGUAAUAUGAUGUGGUUUUGCUGCUGGGGUGUCCGAAGUCUGGACCGCACACAGACUUUUGUUGGCCUUUUGUCAGAAAAAAAAUCAGCAAUAACAAUGGAAGAAAAAAUAUUUUAAAAAAUUGGACUGAAAUGGACAAGUCGCCACCUUGUCCAGGGUGUACCCCGCCUUCCGCCCGAUUUUAGCUGAGAUAGGCGCCAGCACCCCCCGUGACCCCAAAAGGGAAUAAGCGGUAGAAAAUGGAUGGAUGGAUGGACUGUAAUGGAAAAAAAAAUGAAAUGUUCAAACUGAUAAUUAAUAAUAAUAUACUUAGUCACCUAUAACACAAAUUAUUAUAUUUUAAUAUAUAUAAUAUCGUUUUUUAGCAUCAUUUAAAUAAAAAAUAUCGAAAUGGGCCCCCCCCUAUAUUUGGCUUUUUAGUAUGUGGCCCUUGGAGAAAAAAAUGUAAGACACACCUGAUCUAAAUUAUUAGAAGUUCUGGAACAUGAAAUAAAAUAAAUAUGUAUUUAAAAUUUAGUUAGUUGAUUAGUACAUUGAAAAAAUAAAAACUAUACUAAUUAAUAAUAAUACACUUAGUCACCUAUAACACAAAUUAUUAUAUUUUAAUAUAUAUAAUAUCGGUUUUUAGCAUUAUUUAAAUAAAAAAUAUAAAAAAUGCCUCCCCCCAUAUUUGACUUCUUUUUAAAAAAAAGUUCAGACACCCCUGAUCUAAAAUAUUAAAAGUUCUCGAACAUGAAAUAAAAUAAAGAUGUUUUUAAAGUUUAGUUAGCUGAUUAGUUCAUUGAAAAAAUAAAAAUGAUACUAACUUAUAAAUUAAUCAAUUUGAGAAAAAAAUACAACUAUAAUAAACACUGUUAAAUAUGUAACUGAACAUUAAUAUUUUUGUACAGGCAUCAUUUUUUACAUACUAAGUUAUGCAGUUAAACAAUUGUAUGAUUAUUAUUAAUAGUAUUGUUAUAUUCCUACUAGGGGAAAACAAUAGUAAAAAUGUAGGGAAAAACCUAUUAAAAAAUUGGACCUUAAUUAGAAAAAACUGAAAUGUUCAAACAAAUAAUAAUAUACUUGGUCACACAUAACACAAAAAAAAUAUGUUUUAAUACAUGUAUCUGUUUUUAGAAUUUUUGUUGAAAGAACAUGUGAAAAUGUCCCCUGCAUACUUCACUUUUCAGUACGUGGCCCUUAAACACCCCGGAUCUAAAAUGUUAGAAGCGCUUUAAAUAAAAAAUAAAAUUUAAUACGUAAAUAAAGUUUCAUUCAAAAAAUAAAAAUAAUACUAAAUUAUGUAUAUAUUUCAUUUGAAGAAUUACAACAACAAUAUUAAACACUGUUAUAUAUGUAACUGAGCAGUAUUAUUUUUAUACAGGCAGAAUUUUUGACACACUAUUUCAGCAGUUACACAAUCUUAUUAUUAUUAUAUUCUUACGGGGGGGAAACAACAGUAAAAAUGUAAGAAAGCAGUGCAAAAUAAUCUGGAAGUAAAGAAAAAACCUAAAAUUUGUCAACCAAUAAUUAUUAAAGAUAUAGUCAGUCACCAAGUUUUGACUUUAAAUAUACAUAAUAUAUGUUUUAACAUUGUCUUUCAUAAAACAUGUCAAAAUGGCCCCUAUGUACUUGGCUUUUCAGUAUGUGGCCCUUGUGGAUGAUUUGAAAGGUUAGAAACUCUCGAAAUUAAACUAAAAUAAAAAUAUAAACAAAGUUUAGUAAUUUAGUUAAUUGCAAAAUUAAAAAUAAUGCUACCUUAGGAAUAACUAAUUAGAAAAACAAUACAGAAACAACUGUUAAAUGUGCAACUGAACAUUAAUAUUUUACACAACCAUUAUUAUUAGUGUAUUCUUAAUGGGAAAAACGGUAAAAAUGUAAGUAAAAAGAGCAAAGUAAUCUGAAUGUAAUGAGAUGAAUGUUGUAACAUUAAUAAAAUACUUAGUCGCCUCUAACAAUUUUUGAAAAAAUAAAACAAUUAAAAAUGGCCAGCAAAAAGAUGGAAAAGGUUGGGACACCCCUGCUUCACUUCAAGUAGUCCUGAGCCUCUAAGUUAUGUAAACAGUAAUAGAUUUAUGGCAUACUGCGGUUGUCAUGGUUACCCUGGCAUUUAUUUAGGAUGAAAUGUUUGUGUAGCUGUGACAUGCUGUGUAAAUAAAACACAUCAAAAUAAUGUUUUUACACGCUUCUCUUUCCAUGAGUGACGUCAUCCAUGCAUCCAGCCCCUCCCAUAGCAAGGGGGAGGAGUUAAAAGGAUGGCCUUAUAAGGGAAGAAAUGUGGCGCUUGAGCGAUAAUGAUGAUGCAACUGAUGGCUGAUGGAGGCUGCAGGAAAGACGUUCGCCUCCCAGUAGACACACUUGUGCUGCAUACCCUUCUACUGCAGAAAGUCUGAAAGUAAAACAUAUGUUUAUUGCCAUGGACUUUCAUUAAAAAGCAAUAAAACUAACAUUAGUAAGUAA